AUGGCAAAGCCUUUACAUGACGUUGCUGCGAAUAACGGCAAUGCCGAAAUGCCUACGAUAGCAAUUUUCAACGCCAACGAUCCAGAAACAACUACGGAACUCCUGGUGGCCGCCCUUGAGCGAGAUGGAUGCGUCAUUGUCGAAAACCUCAUCACGGAGGAACUGACAAGUCGGAUCCGGUCGGAACUGAAGCCGGUGUUCGAUAAGGACCAGGGACGCAGCGACGGGGGUUUUUUCCCCAGCACUACGCAGCGCGCUCCAGGGGUCGUAGCGUCGUCUGAUGCGUGCGUCGAGUUGGCCCUCAACAAGACGUAUAUCGGCGUGGCCGACAGAGUCCUCACGUCGACAUAUGCGUACUGGGCAGGCCAGGAACGACACACGAUCAGUGCCAAACCGAUCAUUUCGUCCACAUUCGGGUUCCGUGUCAACCCUGGCGGGAAGCAGCAGGUCCUCCAUCGGGAUGAUAGUGAUUACCACGCUCGAGACGUCGACAGGCCUGUCAUGUUGGGCUGUGUUACCGCUCUGUCCAAGACCACCAAAGCAAACGGCGCGACUAUGUGUAUCCCCGGAUCACACCUAUGGGGGCCGGAACGAUGCCCGUACGAUCAUGAAGCAAUCCCGGCAGAGUUAGAGCCCGGCUCCGCUUUGAUCUUCGACGGAGGUCUCUACCACGCCGGAGGUGGAAAUGUUACGACAGACCAGGCUCGUGAGACCGUAGGAAUCUUCCUGCAGAAACCGACUUAUCGACAGGCCGAGAACCAGUUCCUGGUAGUCCCGCCAGAGAAGGCGAAGCGAUUCUCGCCACAGGCACAGAGGCUGCUGGGUUACGGCAUCUGUCCACCGUCUCUCGGAGGGUUCGAGUAUAAAGACCCGAUGUUGCAUUUGUUCAGCGUCGAGGACGAGGAAACUGUGUAUUUGUAA
This is a messenger RNA of Cladophialophora immunda, 921 nucleotides long. RefSeq lists its product as uncharacterized. Lineage: Eukaryota; Fungi; Ascomycota; Eurotiomycetes; Chaetothyriales; Herpotrichiellaceae. The transcript has 3 exons. Bases 1 to 921 code for a protein of 306 amino acids. The record is from RefSeq and is a predicted model, not a curated record.